AUGCCCUGGUCAUCAACCCUACUAAUUCAGCCUGAGAUGGAAGUGCCCACCCUCUCCAAAACGCUUAAGUCUCCUGAUCUCAGUGAAGAGUCUUUGGACCCUAGGAUUAUCAUUGCCUUAUUUGAAAUUGGAUCACUUCCUCCUGUUUCUUGCAGUUCUCUCCCUUCCCUAAAAAAUAGUGACCAUGAAGCAACUGAACAACAAAUUGCAAAGAAGUUUGAAAACCUCUUAAAAGAAAUUAAAGAUAUUGUUAAACAUAUGACAAGUUAUGAAGAGAAGGUCAUAGAAACAAAAGAAUCUUUUGAGGAAACCAAUAUCUCUGAGGAUGUGUCAGAACUUAAAGAAAAAAUCAGAGAACUUGAUAAAAUAAAUAAAGUACUAUUGGAAAAGCUGCUUGCUAGUUGGGACUUAGGGAAAGAACAGAACUCAAAGAAACAGGAGAUGAUGUUGGAAAACCAGAACUCCAAGGACACCAUGCAAGGUUGUGCAAGGGAUUUGGUAAAUUGUUCAGAAGAAAAAAGAGCCCUUCAUGAAACUCAACUAAGUAAGGAAAAAGCAAAGCACAGAUUCCCUCUUGUUCAAGAAGAAAAUAUCAAACUGAGGGACAACAUGGAGCAAUUACUACAAGAAGCAAAACACUGGAGUGUGCAACAUACUGAGCUCAGUGAACUAAUAAAAUCCUAUCAGAAAUCUCAGACAGACAUCAAAACUCUUGAAAAUAAUGGCGCCCAUUCCCCAACUCAAACGAAUAAUGGGAUGUCCGCUAAGCAUGAGCUGGAAGAACAAGUGAGGAAACUGAAACAAGACACAUAUUCACUGCAUUUGAUUGCAGCUUUGCUGGAGAAUGAAUGCCAAAUCUUAGAGCAGAGAGUAGAGCUUCUCAAGGAACUCCAUCAUCAGAAAGAGGGACCUCUACAAGGGGAGCCAAUUCAGAUAAACUAUGAGCAGAACAAGAAAGAACAGAAGCUAUCAGAGGCAGAGAAGGUCAAAAUACAUAAGCAAAACAUGCAAGAAAUGUUUCAAAAAGGAGACCAAUUCUAUAGAAGCCUGGAUGUUUGUCAUAAAAAGAAAGCUCGUAAUAAUUUGUUCAAUACUCAUAUUGCAAGAAGAGCUCUUGUAGGAAAAAAGAGGCCAGCAAGCAGCCUAAGUUAG
Messenger RNA from Eubalaena glacialis (North Atlantic right whale), 1152 nucleotides. RefSeq names its product spermatogenic leucine zipper 1 (gene SPZ1). NCBI's taxonomy places the organism in Eukaryota, Metazoa, Chordata, Mammalia, Artiodactyla, Balaenidae. The transcript has a single exon. Gene Ontology annotation, cellular component: nucleus. The record is from RefSeq and is a predicted model, not a curated record. Gene Ontology annotation, molecular function: DNA-binding transcription factor activity. Bases 1 to 1152 code for a protein of 383 amino acids.